Messenger RNA from Botrytis sinoallii, 1176 nucleotides. RefSeq lists its product as uncharacterized. Gene Ontology annotation, molecular function: hydrolase activity. NCBI's taxonomy places the organism in Eukaryota, Fungi, Ascomycota, Leotiomycetes, Helotiales, Sclerotiniaceae. The transcript has 6 exons. The record is from RefSeq and is a predicted model, not a curated record. The coding region runs from base 188 to 1006 and encodes 272 amino acids.
UGACCCAAAUUGCGGAAAUCAUCGGUUACUCGAUUAUUCACUGAUAGCUGUCUGUGAAAGCUUCAUUUGGACAAUAUCAACCAUCACCUCUCAUCUCUUACUGCUUGAAUUAUUGGAAUCAAUCUUGGAUACAGAAGCUUCUAUAUAACUUCAAUAACCAACGACAUAUUACACAUCCAUCUCCAAAAUGUUAAUCCAAGAAACGCACCAUGAUGUUCCGACAAAAGCGGGAGGAAAAGAAGGAUCGAUGAGAAUCUUUCUCUUCCAUCCGACCAUUCCAAACUACCCUCAAGCACGAUUUCCCGGUGUUGUUGUUUUCAGUGAGAUUUAUCAAGUCACUGGGCCAGUUGCCCGAUUCGCAAGACAGAUCGCUGGACAAGGCUAUAUUGUUGCAGCACCUUCAUCAUACCAUGAGUUUACCGGCCCAGAACCCCUCGCUUAUGAUGUUCCUGGAACUGAUGCUGGCAAUGAAUAUAAAAUCACCAAGACCCUCGAAGCCUACGAUGAAGAUUCCACCUUAACAAUCGACUACCUUCUCUCCCUCCCUACCUGCAAUGGCCGCAUCGGCAGCACAGGAAUGUGUCUCGGCGGCCACCUCGCCUACCGCUGUGCUCUCGACCCUCGUGUCGCCGCAACAGUAACUUAUUUCGCCACUGAUCUUCACAGCGCAACUCUCGGUCUCGGCAAAAAAGAUGACAGUCUCGCUCGUGCCUCGGAAAUCAAGGGCGAACUGGCCAUGAUUCAUGGAUGCAAGGAUAAUCAUGUGCCUCCUGAGGGAAGAGAUCUUAUCAGACAAACUUUAAGAGAAAAGGGAAUUGUAUUCAGUUGGUAUGAGGUUGCGUGGGCUCAGCACGCAUUCAUCCGCGAUGAACUAUCAAAAGGUCGCUACGACCCCGCCAUCUCUAAGAUCUGUUUCGAGAUCCUCCUUGAACUCUUCGGACGAACACUCAAAUUGGAUCUCGGACCUCAUGAUGGAAAGGAACAGAAGAUAGAAGAUAUCUGUUAGUUGUCAUAUACACUUACUUGUAUCAACAUCUACAUCUAAGCGAUGAGAUAUAGAAUAUAUGAAUUUUCUUAAAAUCUUGAUUGAAGGAAUAUUCCCCUUCACUGCUGUGACAAUUUUAUUCAAUCAUUAAAAUAGCUAGCCAUCUAUAAAAUAUCCAUUCAUCUAUCUGC